CAGGUGUAAACAAACACACCUGGAGUCCAACCUUCAGGCUCGGACCCGGGGAGGGAAUGCUCGCUCGUUCGGCUCAGUUUCAGGGUGGACUGUACCAAUGUGAAUCCUAGGUGGAGGUGGAGGCGGAGCCAGAAAGAUAAACAAGACCAUUUUCUCCCGAUUUCGCGUGAGCAGUUUAGUUAAACCGGAGCGUCCACAAGGUGCACCGAAUACAACCCGUCACUUAUUUGCGUUCACAUUUAACGGUUCACUCGUAUUUGCUGUUGAUUUAUUUGAAGAGAACUUUUUCCAACACCCCUAAAAACUCCAUCGCUACAUCUUGCUUUUUUUUGAUUGACCGCUCCAUAUUUUUUUUUUUCUUCCUGUGUGCAGAAUUUUCCUCCUGCUGGAAAAAGGAUAAAACAACAACACUGGGGGAAAGGGAGGAAGAAGGCACAGCGGAAAAAUAAAAGAGGUGGAGGAAAAAGUGAAAUAACAGGAGACUGGGAAGACUGGAGGGACAGGUUUGGAAAGAGAGCAAGAAGACAAGUGGAGAACUAGACUUGCCAUAUAUUUUUUGAAGUCCCUGCUUUUGUGUGAAGAUUUUUUUUGUUUCCUCUCUGCUGGCUAAAGGAGGUGACACCAUGACAACAGAAAUGCAGGAGAUCGCCAUCACGGAGGAGAAGCCUUUACUCACGGGUCAGGCUGAAGCCAAGGAUGUUGAACUGGCUGCUCGGAUACUCCUGGACCAAGGACAGGAGCACAGUAUCGAGACCCCACACGGUGUUCUGCAUGUGACCCUCCACGGCACACGAACCACCCGUAGGCCCGCGAUCCUCACCUUCCAUGACGGGGGAAGAGAGAGUAAGAGCUGCUUCUCCCCUCUGUUCAAGUUCGAGGAGAUGCAGGAGAUUGUCAAGAACUUCACCCUGAUUCAUGUUGAUGCUCCGGGGCAGGAGGAGGGGGCUGCUGCGUACCCCUCAGGUUACCAGUAUCCCUCCAUGGACACCGUAGCAGAGAUGAUUCCUUCCGUGCUGCAGUUUUUCAACUUCCGUACUGUAAUCGGAGUGGGUGUGGGAGUGGGAGCGUACAUCCUCUCCAAGUUUGCGCUUGCAAACCCAGAUUCAGUGGAAGGUCUGGUUUUGGUCAACAUCGACACUAACGCCCGAGGAUGGAUCGACUGGGCUGCUCAGAAGCUAAUCUCCGUGACGUCCUCCCUCACAGAGCAGAUCAUGUCCCACCUUUUCAGUCAGGAGGAGCUGUCAGCCAGCACAGAUCUAGUGCAGUCUCACAGAGAGCGCAUCUCCAAAGCGUCUAAUCUGGUCAACAUAGAGCUCUUCUGGAAGACUUACAACAGUCGCAGGGACUUGAACAUUGACCGCAACAGCACCUUCAAGUGUCCAGUAAUGUUAGUGGUGGGCGAUCAGGCUCCAUAUGAGGAAGCUGCCGUGGAGUGCAACAGCAAAAUGGACCCAACAACAACCUCUUUCUUAAAGAUGGCUGAUGCUGGUGGUCUCCCUCAGCUGACCCAGCCUGCUAAACUGACUGAGGCUUUCAAAUAUUUUAUCCAGGGAAUGGGCUACAUGGCUUCAUCUUGCAUGACCCGCCUGUCCCGCUCCCGCACCACCUCCCUCUCCUCCUCCUACUCCAUGGAUGGGUCCCGCUCUCGCUCCCGCACCCUGUCGCAGGGCUCGCAGGGCGGCCAGAUGCCGCCCAGCCCCUCCCAGACGAUGGAGGUGUCUUGCUGAAGGAAAGAAAUGAUAGAGAGAGAGAGAGAGAGAGAGAGAGAGAGAGAGAGAGAGAGAGAGAGAGAGAGAGAGAGAGAGAGAGAGAGAGAGAGAGAGAAAGAGGGCAAUGGCGAAAGGCAGGGAAAGAUGAAGCACCACGAUAAUGUAGGAACAAGACGAAUGGGUUACUUAUUUGUCACUUAACAACUCCCAUCAUUCCCCAUAAGAGCAGAAUAGGACUAGAGGGAGGGUGAGGGAGGGAGGAAGAGAUUUCGGGGGAGUUUAUUUCCCACAUGUUGCACCGCAUUUUGCACCUCACAUCCCCCUUCCAGCUGAAAACAAAGUGGAUUGGGCUGUUCUACAAUGAAUAUAAGAAGUAUGGGCAAGAAGAGAUUAAUAAAAAAAGGGGGGAAGGUGGGGAAAGAAUGGCCACCAGUCCUCUCUCCCUCCCUAACCCGACAGGAGGCCUAUAGAGAACACACACUUGGCUAACACACGUUAACCAAUAGUAAUAAUUCUGAAAGUGGUAUUGCUGUUGAUGCUGAUGAUUAUGUUGUUGAUGACGAUAUUGAAGCUAAUGAUGAUGAUGUAAUAGAAAAAAACAGAGUUUAAAACGAAAAAACAAAACAAAAACAUACUAUAGCAGAGAUACUUAUAACAAUGUGUGACUUUUUAAGCUAGUUUCUAUUGUGUUAUUUUAAUUUCUUUGAUCUGAUUUUAUGUUCUCAUUUGUAACCUGCCUCAGCAAAUGGCCGAAGCUACUGAUUGGUUGACCCGUCAAGUGGCGACAAUUAGAGCCAUUAUAGUGACUACUUCCUCCUUGAUGUUGCCAGGUUGUUGUCUUCCAUUUGCUCCGUCUAUAAGUGACUGUUUUUGUUUUCCCCAUUGGAUUUAAGGAGUUGGGCAGGAAGCUAUUCUUUGUUUUCCUUUUUUUUUUUCUGGACUUGGAAGUUGCAUGCCUGGUAUCAGCCCACGUGAAUAUUGACUGGAUAAUAUUUUUCUUUUUAUAUUCUGCUAAUAAGUUGUGUGGAUUUGGGUGUGUGUGUGUGUGUGCUGUUUUGUUUCCUUGGAGUGUUUAGUGAACAUGGCGGUCUAAAGGUAAGAAUAGGUGAGACUGAGGGUGUUAGCUUUAGCUAUCUUCAACACUAGUCGCACACUAAAUGGUGCUUCCAUACAUAGCUGUCAGUCCAGCACUGUGUGUCCUAAUAUCCAUGCUUGUGAACUACUCAACAGGGAGCAUUACAUCGCUAAGUAGCAUGCUAGUAUGGGUAUUGCAUUUCAGUGUUAGGGUACGCCAGAAGGGAUCACUGUGUUUGUCAUCUUGCCCGUGCAUGGACACCUCCUAACAAACCCAGCUAGCAUACUUGAGUUUAAGUGCGAUGUGAGGUGUAAUGAACACAAGCUUCUCUCUAGCAUCAAGACGGUUUUGGUCAAGUAAACGGGGUCAAGAGAAUUGUGUUGUGUUUGUUUUGCGAUAUGUGUGUGUGUCCGAGGAAGUAAAUGUGAGUUGUUUUAGAAGCGCUUGUAUCCUGUAAGCACAAUUAAUGCAGCGAAGCGGUCCAGGGUCCUAUGGAAAAGUUAAGUCAUUUAAUUUUGAGACCCCCUGUGACUGACUUAUCAAUGACAAUGUACCAGCCCCUUCACUGCCAACACACUCAAAAGAAAAAGGGAUGUACAUUUUGCCACCGGGAGUCAAAAGAGGCAAAAUUAUUUAGCCUUUUUGUUUUUGCUUUAAGAGUGAAAAAUGACCAGCUAAUAUCUGCACUUUGAAACAACCAAUCUGGAAUUGCAGCUAAUAAGCAUUCUUACUGCCAAACCUAAGAGCACCAAAAUGCAGGGGUCAUAAUUCUGCCAUCAGAAAUGCUGUGAGCCUUCGACGUGUCCAACUUAAUCUAAAUCAAACACAAAGCUGACCACUGCCCUACGACAUGUAGCCAUUGGACUCACCGUACUUUUUAAAGGACCCGCUUUUGGACUCAGUCCGAUUUCCUUUUUGGAGCGCAUGUGCAUUUUUAGGCGUUGCACCUGUGUGCACGCGUUCAUGUUCUGAUGCAGCUUUGCAUCUUUUCUUUAAUAAUAGCAGUAUCGUUGUUCUGACUCAGUUGGAGGUUGCCUGUUUCUCAUGCUGUCUUGUGCUCCUUUCCCAAACUUGUUUUAUGAAGUAGAGUUUGAUGAUAGUGACAUGAAAGUCAGUGGAGGGUUGAUCUUUGAAUAGAUGGUACUUGGGAGAUAUUACUGAUGGUAGUGACGACAAUAAUCCGUUUCAUGUCACUUCCCCUGUGGCCCUUCACAUAGUGCAAUUCAAAACCAUCCUUUGAAACGCGAACAGCUGUUGCAUUUAAUAAGGCAAACACCAAUCUUAAUGUUUAGGUGACUUAUGGAAAAUGUGAUAUCAAACCAGAAUGCCGCCAUGUUUUAGGCACUGUUGUUGCUGUCCAGAGUGCUGAAGUGUAGAAUGUAAAUGCUCCUCCAAGACUUAAAUAACAGCUCAAGCAAUCGGGCAUGGGAGCGUCUACCAAAUAAAGUAAUGUGCUGAGCCUAGCAAAUGAAAUAGCCAAAUAAAGAAAAGGAGUGGUACUUAUUUGUGGAGAGUUGAGCAGGGCUGUGCGAUUGUAAAUGCUUGUCAAUUUUGUCUUUUGUUUGUCUUUUUUAAUUUGUACUUGGAUCAUGUUUUUCUUUCCCCUCUAUAUUUUGGGAUUUUUCUUUUUGUUUUGUUUUAUCUCUGAUGUGUUAGUUUACCGUCCUGAUGUGCUCACAAGUUAGUUAACCGUGUGAUAGUUCUUGUGUAACUUUUUUAGCAUUAGCACUGAUAAGGGAGAAUAAUAUAAUUAACAAUAAAAAAUGAUUAAAGGUAAAAAAGAAUACAAUCAAUUUUACUUGUGUGGCUUAUUUCUCUGUGUAACACAAUGAACAUCCUUAAAAAAAGCAAACUUAAAUAUGAAUAAAAGCUUAAGAGAAA
Molecule: messenger RNA, 4665 nt
Organism: Cottoperca gobio
Lineage: Eukaryota; Metazoa; Chordata; Actinopteri; Perciformes; Bovichtidae
Gene: ndrg2
Product: NDRG family member 2
Exons: 17
Coding region: 624-1727 (367 amino acids)
Source: RefSeq, a predicted model, not a curated record